Messenger RNA from Penicillium hordei, 1392 nucleotides. RefSeq lists its product as uncharacterized. The record is from RefSeq and is a predicted model, not a curated record. Gene Ontology annotation, molecular function: ATP binding; protein kinase activity. The transcript is spliced from 2 exons. The coding region runs from base 1 to 1392 and encodes 463 amino acids. NCBI's taxonomy places the organism in Eukaryota, Fungi, Ascomycota, Eurotiomycetes, Eurotiales, Aspergillaceae. Gene Ontology annotation, biological process: regulation of mRNA processing; protein phosphorylation; spliceosomal complex assembly.
AUGGCACGCUCCUUGGGAAUAUUCGCACGCCCUGUCCACUUUUCGACCUCCUCUCGACCUUCAAUCCCAGUUUUCCAAUCACCUUGGCAUCGAAAGUUCGACUCUAUGUCUUUCGUGCGGCUAGGCACCACAAAGACCGAGAAAAAUCGCGUCAAGUAUGACUGGAUCGAGGGGGUUGAGCCACUUGAAGAAUAUCAACCUGGGGGGUAUCAUCCCAUCAUGGUGGGGGACGUGUUACAUAACCGUUAUCACAUUACAGACAAACUUGGCUUUGGUGGGUAUUCGACGGUUUGGCUUGCCCGAGAUACUUAUCUGAGCCGAUAUGUUACUCUCAAGAUCAGCGUGGCCAGUUCGAUUCAGCACGAGACGCAAGUCCUUAGAGCUCUGUCUUCUCCACCUCCAUCGUCUUCAUCAGAGCAUCCUGGGAGUGGGCUGGUACCUGUUUUCCUAGAUGAAUUCGAAGUGCAGGGUCCCAAUGGAGAACAUACAUGCUACACGGUGGCCCCUGCACAAUGCAACCUUAGAGAGGCCUCUUUUAGCCAUCUUUUCCCUAUGGAAGUUGCACGAGCACUUUCAUAUCGACUCGCACAGGCCGUUGCUUAUAUACAUUCACAAGGCUAUAUUCAUGGAGAUAUUCAUUUAAAUAAUAUUUUGUUCAAGCUCCCGUCAAGCUUCGAUGAGCUUUCCAUCAGGCAAUUCUAUGAAAGAUUCGGCGAACCUGAUACAGUCCCUAUCACACGAUGUGACGGAGAACCAUUGCCCCCCAAUGCCCCGACUAAAGGUGUUGUACCGCUACUCAUAGGGAAAUAUGCGGAGGAGUUCUCAUUAUCCGACGCUUAUCCCCUUCUAACUGACUUUGGUGAGGCGUUUCCCCCCACUUCGAAAACUCGUCUGGGGAAAGACUGCCACACGCCAAAUGCGUUUCGGGCCCCAGAAGUCAAAUUCGAAUCGCAAAUGCCUUUGGGGUAUCCCUCAGAUAUCUGGAGUCUGGCUACAGCAAUAUGGGAGAUUGUUGGAAUGAAGGCUAUAUUUAGCACCGAUUUUGUGGAUGGGGAUCAGAUAGCGGCUCAGAAUAUCGAUGUACUAGGGCCUAUGCCAUCGGAAUGGUGGCAGCACUGGGAAGCGCGAUCUAGAUUUUUCGAUAAGGAUGGAUAUCCAGUGGAGUCCUACAAGGGAAAUCAAUGGCCCCCGCUCGAGGAAUCCUUUGAGACUGGUGUACAGGAAUGGAGACGGAAGAUGGGAGGCGAGAUUGAGGAAGAUGAAAAAGUUGCGUUUCUGGAUUUGAUGCGCCGGAUGCUGUCCUUCCGACCAGAAGAGCGACCAACUGCUGAAGAGGUGCUAAUGUCGAAUUGGAUGGUUAAAUGGGCAUUGCCUGAUUGUGAGCGGAGAUAA